GCCAAGCUUGUGGCCUUCCUGGCAACGCCCCCCCAGGGCCGGGCUUCGCGGACCAGCCCCUAUUUAAUGGUUCUGCUCCACGGCUUCACCCGACUUUGGAGGUGGGAAGAAGCACAGAAGAGCGACAGGAAAGACAGACCGAAGCAGAAUGGCAACGGGAACGCGUUAUGCCGGGAAGGUGGUGGUUGUGACAGGGGGCGGGCGCGGCAUCGGAGCCGGGAUCGUGAGAGCCUUCGUGCAAAGCGGGGCCCAAGUAGUUAUCUGUGACAAAGAUGAGUCAUGGGGCCGGGCCCUGGAGCAGGAGCUUGCUGGAACUGUCUUUCUCCUCUGUGAUGUGACUCGGGAGGAAGAUGUGAGGACCCUCAUUUCUGAGACCGUCCGCCGUUUUGGCCGCUUGGAUUGUGUGGUCAACAACGCUGGCUACCACCCACCUCCGCAGUGGCCCGAGGAGACCUCUGCCCAGGGCUUCAGGCAGCUGCUGGAGCUGAACCUGCUGGGGACAUACACCUUGACCAAGCUUGCCCUCCCCCACCUGCGGAAGAGCCGGGGGAACAUUAUCAACAUCUCCAGUCUGGUGGGGGCCAUUGGCCAGGUCCAGGCGGUUCCUUAUGUGGCCACGAAGGGGGCAGUAACAGCCAUGACCAAAGCCUUGGCCCUGGAUGAGAGUCAAUAUGGCGUCCGGGUCAACUGCAUUUCUCCAGGAAACAUCUGGACCCCACUGUGGGAGGAGCUGGCAGCCUUCACGCCUGACCCUGCCGCCACAAUCCGAGAGGGCACCCUGGCCCAGCCCCUGGGCCGCAUGGGCCAGCCAGCAGACGUGGCGGCCGCUGCUGUGUUCCUGGCCUCGGAAGCCAAUUUCUGCACCGGGAUUGAGCUGUUUGUGACUGGGGGUGCAGAGCUGGGGUAUGGGCGCAAGGCCAUUCCGGGCACCCCCGUGGAGCCCCCCACCAUCCCUUCCUGAUUUCCCAAAUUUCCACGCGGGCCUUCCUGAUUAGGACUCCCACCCCAAACUCAGUAUCCCAGAUUUCAGCUUCUACCAUCUACAGAACCCAACCCUAGACAUUAACUCCACUUAUCAAUGUGCCAAACCACCCCGCGAGUUCCCAUAAAACCAGUUUGUAGCCAGGAG
Lontra canadensis (Northern American river otter) is the source of this 1129-nucleotide messenger RNA. It is a transcript of the gene HSD17B14, whose product is annotated as hydroxysteroid 17-beta dehydrogenase 14. NCBI's taxonomy places the organism in Eukaryota, Metazoa, Chordata, Mammalia, Carnivora, Mustelidae. Gene Ontology annotation, cellular component: cytosol. Gene Ontology annotation, biological process: steroid catabolic process. The transcript has 9 exons. The coding region runs from base 149 to 961 and encodes 270 amino acids. Gene Ontology annotation, molecular function: estradiol 17-beta-dehydrogenase [NAD(P)+] activity. The record is from RefSeq and is a predicted model, not a curated record.